Pangasianodon hypophthalmus (striped catfish) is the source of this 1489-nucleotide messenger RNA. It is a transcript of the gene cd81b, whose product is annotated as CD81 molecule b. Gene Ontology annotation, cellular component: membrane. Bases 203 to 916 code for a protein of 237 amino acids. The record is from RefSeq and is a predicted model, not a curated record. The transcript has 8 exons. NCBI's taxonomy places the organism in Eukaryota, Metazoa, Chordata, Actinopteri, Siluriformes, Pangasiidae.
CAUAUGAUCCAACUUCCUGCAGAUUGUAGGCGGUCUCAUCGUCGUAGUUUCGCUCUUAUUAUCUACUCGAGAUCCGUGUAUAACACAAUCCAUCCUGACGUCCUAUCGUCCCUGUUCUGAUAGGAUAAACGACGCUCUUUCAGUUCGAUUCAGAGCAACAGCCACAUCGUGCCGUUUCAACUGAACCCAGACGCUCUCCACUAUGGUCCUCACAGGCUGCUCUCAGUGCAUUAAGUACACGCUCUUUUUCCUCAACUUCAUGUUUUGGCUUGCUGGGGGUGUCAUUUUGGUUUUGGCUUUGUGGCUUCGCUCAGACUCUCAGAUCAGCAACCUGCUGAUGGUUCAGUUUGAAGGUAGCCAAGCACCAGGAACCUUUUACAUCAGUGUGUAUAUCCUGAUAGCUGUUGGAGCUGUGAUGAUGUUUGUUGGAUUCCUUGGUUGUUAUGGUGCUAUUCAAGAGUCUCAAUGCCUUCUUGGAACAUUUUUCACAUGUUUAGUGAUAUUGUUUGCCUGCGAGGUGGCAGCAGCAAUAUGGGGUUUCAUCAGCAGAGACACGAUCUCAGAUGAGCUCAUCAACUUUUAUGAUGCUGCCUAUAUGAAAUCUGUGGAUCCAGUAGAAACUCCCACCAGACAAGCGGCCUCAAAGGUUCUUCUGGCUUUCCAUGGCACACUUGAAUGCUGUGGUAAAGGGGAUUAUAAUGAAUUAUUCUUGGCUGUUCGGUCCACCCUCUGUCCUAAAAAGCCAGUGGAUUUGCUUGCUUCUCAGAGUUGCCAUAUGAAGCUAAGGGAUCUGUUCACUGAGAAACUCCAUGUGAUUGGUCUGGCUGCCCUUAUAAUUGCGCUAAUCAUGGUUUUUGAGAUGAUCUUCACCAUGGUUCUCUGCUGUGCAAUCCGUAAUGCCACCCCAGCACAUUAAUCGGACAAACUGACAGUUCAAGGCUUUCACCGUACAAGACAUGCUGGUGAUACAGGAGAGAACAUUCAACCAUACUUUUUUACAUACAAUUUGCUGUUUUAAAUUUUUUAUAUACGUACUUUUUUUUACAAUCACAUCUAACCUGAUCUUUUGAAAUUAAAAAGAUGCAAUUAAUAAUGUUCAUAAAUGAAUAGCCAUGUUAACCCGCAAAUUCAGUGAGGUAAAAAAUAACAUAUUUCCACUUAUUACACACAUUUUAUUUAAAAAAGAAGUAUGUCUGAAAAUACAUGAAAAUUAUAACAUGUAUGACAAUAAGCCAAUGAUUUAUUUAAAAUAAGUAAUGGUUUUUAAAAUGUAGCAGUACUAUUACUUACCAAAAGUUAAAUGGCUAUUUUCUUUAAUAUUAGCAGUUCUUAUCUGACCAUAUUUUCUAGGCAAGACAAUAUUGUUUAAAGGUGCUAAAGUGUGAUGGUCAUGUUUGUCUGCAUGUAUUUGUGUUUGCACUAGUUACUACAUAAGAUUUUAUUGACCAUUGAAAGCAGAUGCCCAAAUAAAGUCCAGCAAUUCCAAUAA